AUGCACGGCCAAUCAGACCGCGAGAGCGUGAAGUGGCGGCCCCCCCGUCCGCUGUGUGGAAGUAAUGCGUCCGCUGGGAGCCCUGGCACGUCUGUACACAAGCCGCGAGAAACCCUGCUCACCAGACUGGUCAUAGGGCCUUUAGACCACCCCCCUGCUCGGCCAGGGGUCUCCAGCAUGUCUGGGGUCCCGGGGAACCUGAGCAGGCCAUGGGGGGCAGAGGAACGCGGGGGGGUCGCGGGCGACCUCAACAUGACGGCCGCAGCUUUUUCGGGCCCUCGGGAAGGGGCGUCAGUGGUCCCGUUGGACGGGGCUUCAGUGGCCCCGUUGAGUGGACAGUCCCUGGCCCCGCUGUGCUCCUCCUGCUGCUGUGGCCUCCUGAGCCACACCCUGGCCGUCGUGUUCAUGGUUAGCCUCUCCUUCGCCAUCAUCGCCGGGAACACGGUCACGCUCACCGUCUUCAGGCUGACGCGGCACUUCCGUACUCCGCAGGGAUACCUCAAAGUGUCUCUGGCGCUGGCGGACAUGAUGGUGGGCGUGCUCGUGGUACCGUUCUCCGUCUACACCGAAGUCUCGCUGAUGCUCAGCAGCGCGCCGCCCGCCUGGUACCAGGGCGGGCCCCUGUCCUCGCCGGGCGGGCUCCGGGGCCCCUGGCAGCCCUGCCAGCUGAUCGGCCCCUUGUUCGCCGGCUGCACCUUCGUCUCCAUCAGCACCAUCUUCCUGAUGACGGUGGAGCGCAGCGUGGCCAUCCUGCGGCCGCUGCACAAGGACUCGGUGGUGACGCGCCGGCGCGUGCUGCUUCUCAUCGUCCUGUCCUGGGCGGGCAGCUUCCUGCUGGCGCUGGCGCCCCUGGUGCCGAGCGACGCCUUCGCCCUGGAGUACAACGGCUGCAGCCGCAUGUGCAACUACGUGUCCCCGCCGGACGGGGACGGGGCCCUCCUGCUCCUCUUCCCCGCCUUCGACUUCACGCUGCUGGGCGGCACGCUGGCCGUCAACGUCCUGUCCUUCUCCUCCAUCCGCCGCCACACGCGCAAACGCAAGCAGCUGUCGCAGGGCAGCGGCUUUGGCGGAGACGCGGGCGGAGGAGGAGGAGGAGGAGGAGGAGGAGGGUGGAUGCACAGGCCCUCCUUCUCCGACAUCAAGGCGGCCAAGACCAUCGGGAUCCUGACGUUCGCCUUCACCGCGUCGUUCUCGCCCAUCGCCGUGUUCGUGCUGGGCAGCGUGGUGGGCCACACCUGGUGCACCUUCUCCUUCUUCGCCUUCUGGAUCCUGACGGCCAGCAGCUGCUGCAACGUGGUCAUCUACAGCGUGCGCGACCAGCGCUUCAGGAAGGGGGUGCUGCUUCUGUUUCAGAGGUGA
This is a messenger RNA of Conger conger (European conger), 1359 nucleotides long. Its product is annotated as beta-2 adrenergic receptor-like. Gene Ontology annotation, molecular function: G protein-coupled receptor activity. Gene Ontology annotation, biological process: G protein-coupled receptor signaling pathway. NCBI's taxonomy places the organism in Eukaryota, Metazoa, Chordata, Actinopteri, Anguilliformes, Congridae. Bases 1 to 1359 code for a protein of 452 amino acids. The record is from RefSeq and is a predicted model, not a curated record. The transcript has 3 exons. Gene Ontology annotation, cellular component: membrane.